Molecule: messenger RNA, 1398 nt
Organism: Setaria italica (foxtail millet)
Lineage: Eukaryota; Viridiplantae; Streptophyta; Magnoliopsida; Poales; Poaceae
Product: hydroxyethylthiazole kinase
Exons: 2
Coding region: 91-930 (279 amino acids)
Biological process (GO): thiamine biosynthetic process
Molecular function (GO): hydroxyethylthiazole kinase activity; ATP binding; magnesium ion binding
Source: RefSeq, a predicted model, not a curated record
CGAGUAUCUUCGGUCUUCCCGAUCCGCCCGAAAUCGAAAGCGAGAAAAAACAAAACAAAACGGCCUCCCUUGCCGCCGGCGACCGCCGCCAUGGACGACGCCGCGAAGGCGGAGAGGGACCCAGCGUGGUGGGGCCGCCGCGCGUGGUCGCUCCUCUCGGCCGUCCGCGCGCGGGCGCCGCUGGUGCAGUGCAUCACCAACCUCGUCUCCAUGGACAUCGCCGCCAACGCGCUCCUUGCCGCGGGGGCGUCCCCGGCGAUGGUCCACUCCCUCCGCGAGGUGCCCGACUUCACCCCGCGCUGCGACGCCGUGUACGUCAACGUCGGCACGCUCUCCGAGGACUGGCUCCCCUCGAUGCGCGCCGCGGCCUCGUCCGGCCGGCCCUGGGUGCUCGACCCCGUCGCCGCCGCCGCCUCCGGGUUCCGGAUGGAGGCCUGCCUCGAGCUCCUCGCGCUCCGCCCCGCCGUCGUCAGGGGGAACGCCUCCGAGAUCCUCGCGGUCGCCGACUGCUCGGUAGCCGCCUCGUCCAACUUCAAGGGCGCCGACAGUUCACAUGAGUCUGUGGAUGCCCUUGAAGCAGCAAAAGCAUUAGCACUGUCCAGCGGUUCUGUCGUUGCGGUAUCUGGAGCUGUUGAUUUCAUCACCAACGGGGAGCAGGUUGUCGGAGCAAGUAACGGUGUACCCAUGAUGCAGAAGAUCACAGCAACAGGGUGCGCCGUGACCGCCCUCAUUGCAGCUUUUGUUGCCAUCGAACCUUCAGAUGCUCUUGUUGCGGCAGCAUGCGCUCUUGCCAUCUUUGGCCUGGCGGGAGAGAUCGGGAUGGAGUCAUCCAAGGGCCCUGCCUCUCUCAGGAUGCACCUCAUUGACACUCUCUACUGCCUCGAUGAGGAAACAGUUACCUCUCGAGUCAAGAUUGCUCUACGACCAUGAUAUACACGCCUGCCAUGGCCACCACUAGGUAAACGCAGAGUUGUUGGAAUAAUGAGCAGGUUGAGUUUGAUUUCUGUCUUCACAAACCAUGAAUCCGUGAUAUGAAGCAAAUCGGUCAAUUGGUCGUUGGCUCGUUGCUCGUCCAGUAAACCAUAUAAACACUCUUGUGAUCGGGACUGUAUUUCGUGCUUCAGCUGCAGGGUUUUAGUAGAAUGCAAUAUCACUGGAUGCUGUUCUGUUUGUUUGUUGCUGUUGGUAUGUGAGGAAGUUUGUUCUUGACAAGUCAAAAACGAAAAUGUAUCACCGGAUGUGUGUUUUGUUUGCUUGUCGCUUGCCUUUAAGCCUGUUGGAGUGGGCGGGGACAUAUGAAAAAAAGUUAAUUAAAUAAGUGUCUGUAACAGGCUACAAACAACAUUGUUGAGAUGGCCGAGUUGGUCUAAGGCGCCAGAUUAAGGUUCUGGUCCGAAA